UAUAUCUAGAGAUAGAGAGAGAGAGAGAGCGUUGGGUUGACGUCGUUUGCAAACCGCGUCCCCCUCUCACGUCCCCACAAAACGACCCCGACCUCGACCUCGACCUCGACCUCCCGCUCCUCCCUCCCCUCCACCACCACCGCCACCUCCGCCGCCGCAAGCCGCCGCCGCCGCCGCCGACGCCGACGCCUCCUCCAUGCCUCUCUUCCUCCUCCUCCGCUCCGCGCUUCCCGGAUUCCACCGCGUCCCGAGCCCCGCGCGUUGCCUCAUUUGAUCCCUCACCGUGGCUUUCGCGCACGAUGAUCGGCUCGUUAUGCGCUGGCUCCAGAACAUCUCCUUCUCCAGCUCCUCCUCCUCCAACUCCAACUCCUCCUCCUCCGCCGGCCAGCCCUCCCCCGGAUCAGCCUCCCCGUCGCCCAGCAGGAAGGACCGCCGCGGCGGCCGCUCCGGCGGCUCCGGUAGCGCCGGUGGCGUCCGGUUCGGGCGGAGGCUGACGCGCCAGGUGAACCUGCGGUACCUGAGCGACCGGGAGAUCGACGGGGCGCUCCAGCUGCCCCCUCCUUCCCCCGACGGGAGUCGCCCCCGGCCGGCGGCGGUGGUGGUGGCCGCGGCCCAUCCCCUCCCGCUGCCGGAGCUGGCGCUGCUGCUCCGCCGGAAGAAGGGGCUCUCGGGGUCGGGCUCGCAGACGGGAGAUUGCCCGCUCCCGUCGCCGGAGGAGGCCGGCGUUAAUAGAGACAGAGAAGGCGAUGUGGGCGGCGACGGACCUGCGCCCGCUGCUUCGGUUGGCUGCGCUCUUGCAUACCAGAAUGGAAAUGAGGUUGUGGAGAAUGUUGAUGUGGGGCUGUCUAUGGCAGUUUGUCUAAAUAGAAGAGGUGUAGAAAGAUCUGGAGACAAUUUCAGGCUCAAUGUGCCUGCUAGGAGUGUCCCCACUAGCCCUUUUGCUAGUCCUGCACCUAGCCCACAAAGAACGUCAGUUGGUGAUCUUUUACCAUACUAUUACUUAACUGCGAGAGGAAACAAUAUAUGGUCUUCACCUGAGAUGCCAACUGGUUCGCCUUCCCCAUCAUUCUUGGAGCACAUUGGUUCGCCCCUUCCGAGUCCUCAAACAAAAACUCCUCGUCGAACUUCUAAAAGUUCAUGUGGAACUGCAUCGCCAAUGCAUCACAAGUCAUUGGUUGAAAAUUCUACAGCUUGGCGUGAAAGUAAUAUUCCAGCUAGUGUCCACCCUUUACCUCGUCCUCCUGGAGCAGCUUUGCCUUCCCAUUCACCUCACAAUGCUCAAGUCACUGUAAAAACAGAGUCCUUGCCACUAAAAAGUCAAUGGCAAAAAGGAAAGCUUAUUGGACGUGGCACAUUUGGGAGUGUUUAUGUUGCUACCAAUCGAGAAACUGGGGCUCUCUGUGCAAUGAAAGAAGUUGAAUUAUUGCCUGAUGAUCCAAAAUCUGCUGAAUGCAUGAGGCAGUUACAGCAGGAAAUCAAAGUGCUCAGCCGACUUAAGCAUCAGAAUAUUGUGCAGUAUUAUGGCAGUGAAAUUGUUGAGGAUCGGUUUUAUAUAUAUCUUGAGUAUGUUCAUCCUGGUUCCAUCAACAAAUAUGUCCGGGAUCGUUGUGGGGCCAUAACAGAAUCAGUUGUCCGCAAUUUCACUCGGCACAUUCUGUCCGGAUUGGCUUACUUACAUAGUCAGAAGACGAUACAUAGGGACAUCAAGGGGGCUAAUUUACUUGUGGAUGCAUCUGGAAUUGUCAAACUUGCUGACUUUGGGAUGGCUAAGCAUCUAACUGGACAAAAGGCCGAUCUCUCUCUAAAGGGAAGUCCAUAUUGGAUGGCUCCAGAGCUCAUACAGGCCGUGAUGCAGAAAGAUAAUGGCUCCGAUCAUGCUCUUGCUGUUGAUAUAUGGAGUUUGGGAUGCACUAUUGUCGAAAUGCUAACUGGCAAACCUCCUUGGAGUGAGUUUGAGGGGGCUGCAGCUAUGUUUAAAGCUAUGAAUAAUUGCCCAUCAAUACCUGAAACAUUAUCAUCUGAGGGAAAGGAUUUCCUGCAAUGCUGCUUUCGAAGGGAUCCAGCUGAAAGGCCUUCGGCAGCCAAGCUACUUGAACAUCCUUUCCUCAAAAGCUCACAACAGAUAGAUGUCCCGCCUCAUACUCAAGCGCUAAGCAGAAAAUCUACGGAUUUAUCCCAUGGUCCACAAGAGCAUGUCAAGCAUACUGUUGACAAGCUGCCCAUCUUGCCAACAGCUGCACAAAGUACAGCAUUUAAGGCAGUUAUUGACAGUGAGGGUGGCCGACAAUCUCAUGUUGAGACUCCUGACUUGACACAAGUGUCCCGUUAUUCUCCUCGUUCUACCCUUGAGGUGCUUUCCAAUUUGUCUCCUCCUCAUUCAGAUCAAACAACGAACUAUCCCAGUCCAUCUUCUAAUCGUACUAGCUCAUUCAAAAGCGGUGCUAAAAAGAAUCGACUUUCCAGAUGAUUUAUUUGGGGAGAGCUGCCAGGUUCUGCUCUUAAUCAGGCUCUGAUGUAGAUGGACUCUGUGCUUGCACAAGGAGUUCACAUGCAGCUCAAAGUUUUAUUCGUAGCUUCCUUGUCUCGUUCUAGAAUCAUUGUCGCCUGAAGUCAUAAAUGCUUGCUUGCACUGGAAGUCUUGACACAUUUUAGGAGCCGAUUUUGUAUCUACACACAGGCAUGGGGGCAUCAGUUGCAGCUAUUGAAGUUGGUCUUUACAACUUGCACUUUCUUGAGGCAAUUUCUUCACCUCAUCAUGUAACUGAUGUAGUGCGAGUGAGUCUGUAGAUAAUAGCUUUCGUGUACAAUAGUUUCUUUCAAUAGGGAUGUUGUAUGAAUUGAAACAGAGGAGGAGAUUUUUUAAGAGGAAUUAAUGGUGAGGCUCGUCUCUUGUACCUGUACAGAUUCAUUGCAUCAACUUGAUGCAUAGUCAAACAUUAUUUGUGAGAUUUCUCUCUGAAAUCAGACUCGAUUAUCCAGUUAUGUGACGUAUGAAAAAACAACUAGAAGGAUGAAUUCUUU
Eucalyptus grandis is the source of this 3021-nucleotide messenger RNA. Its product is annotated as mitogen-activated protein kinase kinase kinase 5. Gene Ontology annotation, biological process: protein phosphorylation. NCBI's taxonomy places the organism in Eukaryota, Viridiplantae, Streptophyta, Magnoliopsida, Myrtales, Myrtaceae. The record is from RefSeq and is a predicted model, not a curated record. Gene Ontology annotation, molecular function: ATP binding; protein kinase activity.